GAAGGGCUACCGUGUACCAAGUUUUGUUGCCUCGGAGAUUACAGCAGUAAACAAAACUACGGGUGACUGCAUUUCUUGUGAGAUUGUACGUGUACCAUGGAAGUUACAAGUAGCUUAAGAGGAAUGGAAGAAGACCAAUUAGAAGCCUCAAAUCUUCAAUCAAAAGUCUGGCAUUCUGAGAUGACAGUGUCAGUAAUAGGUGAGCCACCUGCUGCUGUAGAGGAAGAAAAAGAAACAGCUGAAGAAACAAACAUAGACAUCAUCCCGGAAAUCAUAGAACCACUCUCCAUUCUAGAUGUGCUGAGGAUCUCUGCAGUUCUGGAGGAUACCACAGAUCAGCUCUCUAUUCUGAACUACAUCAUGCCAGUUCAGUAUGAAAGAGGACAAAGUGUCAGUGUGAAAAAAAAUAAAGAAGUUAAUUUUGAAGGAAAGAACUUAGAAAAACUUUCAGAUGCCCCCAAAACCUCGAAAAUGUCCAGUCCAUUCUUACCUAAAGAAGAAACCAAGUUGCCAGAAAUCGGACAAGGAAGCCAAUUGGCUGACGAAUUUAACAAAAUGCAAGAUCUUGUCUUCAAAAAACCUACAAGACAGACCAUAAUGUCUACAGAGACACUGAAAAAAAUUCAGGUGGAUAGGCAGUUUUUCAGUGAUGUAAUUACGGAAACCAUGCAGGAGCUGCAGCAGUCAGGCACUUUCACCAGUCUCCUGGAAGCUUUGGGCAAAGAGAGGGAAAACAAAAUGCAUUUCUAUGAUAGUAUUGCCAGGGAGGAAAAAGGAAGAAAACAGAUAAGAUCACUUCAAAAACAGCUACUUAAUGUCAAAAGAGAACGGCAUGCUGAAAUACAGAAUCAGAAUGAAUAUAUUGCUCACCUCAAGGACCAGUUGCAAGAGAUUAAGGCAAAAACUAACCUGGAGAAUCGUUAUAUGAAGAGAAACACUGAGCUGCAGAUCUCCCAGACUCAGAAGAAAUGUAACAGAACAGAGGAGCUCUUGCUGGAAGAGAUAGAGAAAUUAAGGUUGAAAAUUGAAGAAGAGAACCGGAUUCAUACGGAGAUUGAAACAUUCCUUAGAAAGGAGCAGCAG
Hyaena hyaena (striped hyena) is the source of this 1083-nucleotide messenger RNA. It is a transcript of the gene IQCG, whose product is annotated as IQ motif containing G. The annotation marks the transcript as partial. NCBI's taxonomy places the organism in Eukaryota, Metazoa, Chordata, Mammalia, Carnivora, Hyaenidae. Gene Ontology annotation, cellular component: sperm flagellum; cytoplasm. Gene Ontology annotation, biological process: cilium organization; sperm axoneme assembly. The transcript is spliced from 8 exons. The record is from RefSeq and is a predicted model, not a curated record.